AUGAUCAAAACAGAACUGAUUGAUUCGAAGAAAUAUAAUCCACAAAAUAUUAUAAGAGAUAUUUUAAGGAUUAUUCCAUGUAAUAACUGCUAUGCAAAGUCAUAUUUGACUCUUGCGAGACUCAUUUCUGAGGAUUAUCAAAUAACAGCCGUCAACAUUAUUCCAGGCAUUUCUAACUACAUGUUUUAUAAAGCAUACGGAAUUAAAUUAGACAUGUUUAAUGAUUUAAAUAGAAUUAAUUCAGAAAAUCGCAAUAUUCAUUCAGAAGAUACGAUUUACAGAGCAAUUAUGAAUAAUGACAAAGAAAGAUUCAUCUCAUUCACAGAAAGAGAAGGAUUUGAUAAAAAUCAAAAAAUUAAAAGCGAAUUAUAUCCAUAUUCUUUCGAAGGAUAUUCAUUACUUGAAUUAUGCUGUUAUCAUGGAGCUGUUGAAUGUUUUAAGUUUUUGAGAACGAAAUUUAACUCAGAAAUAACACAUACAUGUCUUGAAUUUUCAUUUUUAGGAGGAAAUCCAGAGAUCAUGAGCGAAUGUUUGAAAUAUCAAAAACCAACUGAAAAAUGCGUGGAAUAUGCAAUUAUUUCACACUACAUUGAUUUUGUGACAUUCUUGAUGAAUGAGCACAAUAUAAAGAUCAAUUUAUUUAAUUGUUGUUUGUAUAAUAAUCUGAAGUAUUUUUAG
This is a messenger RNA of Trichomonas vaginalis G3, 678 nucleotides long. RefSeq names its product protein of unknown function (DUF3447). The transcript has a single exon. Lineage: Eukaryota; Parabasalia; Trichomonadida; Trichomonadidae. Bases 1 to 678 code for a protein of 225 amino acids. The record is from RefSeq and is a predicted model, not a curated record.